AUGAGUUUUACACGCGAGCUUGUUCAUUUGAAAAUACUGGAACUAUGGACAAGCGGUGAUUCGCUUAAACGAGCAGAAGCAAAUAAGUAUUUGUUGGAAUUUAAAGACUCAUCACAGGCUUGGCAGAUAUGCAGUGAGCUUUUGGAAAUGAGUACGGAGCCGGAGGUCAAAUAUGUGGCAGCUCAAACUUUGUGUCAGAAAGUUUCUAAUUGUCAAAGUGAAGUUAAUGCAAUUGGAGGUCCAAAGGUUAUUUUUGAGCAAAUUUAUCUAAGGAGUAUUUCUGAUAAUUUAAGAAAUGGAAGUGGAGGUAAUCUAAUGUCCCAAUUAUUAAGUAAGCUAGGAGAGGGGCUGUCAUAUUUGAUAAUAUUAGGAAUAUCUGAUGGAUCUUGGAUAGAGGGAUUUGAAUCAUGUUUGAGAAUUUCUCAGCCAUAUUUUGUGGGUCAAGGCACAGGUUUGGAGUUGUGGAUGAUACUUAAUACUCUUAGGUAUAUUCCUGAUGCAGGCGUACUCCUUGAGUCUCAAAAGAGGCCAAUGCUAAUUCAAUCCACUUUACCUAGAAUUCUUGAUUUUUUAUCAGAAUCUAUAACUAAAGUACUUUCAGAUUCAUCAGGAAAUCACGGAGGUAAUGGAAAUAAUUCAGGAGCAAGUGAAAAUCAAAAUAUGAACCAGAAAUUAUUGGAAUUAUCUUUAGAUAUUUUGGUUGAAUAUUUUGAAAAAUUCGAAAUACCUUUAUUUACUCAUAGUCCUCUUUCUUUAGCAAUUUCCAAUUUAUUAAAGAGUGAUAUCUGUGUUGCUCCUUAUAGAUUAGCGGAAUUGUUUGUAAGAGGCCUUCCAAGAUGUUCGUUUUAUAUGCAAAAACAGGGAAUAAUUGGUGAUUCUAACAGUAUCUUUACGCUUAUUGAAGAUGUAAAUGGUCUUCAUGUACUAUUAAAGUUUCCAUCUGAGGCAGAAACUGCAGUUAUGAUGUCUCUUUUGAACUAUUUAAAGCUAUUAUAUGAUAAGCUUCGUCAGAUUCCUCUACCUAUUAAUAAUAAUAAUUGUAAUAAUAAUAAUUGUAAUAAUAAUUGUAAUAAUAAUAAUAAUAAUAAUAAUAACAAUAAUGGUAAUAUAAAUAAUACGUCAAAUAAUCAAGGAACUUGUUCUGUGGAUAACUCACAAAUGAUUAGAAUUAAUACUUGGAGUACUUUAAAGAUGAAUGUUCCACAAAUUGAUCUUGAUGAAGAUACUGAAAGAUCUAUUUUGAGUUGGUCUGGAGUCAUUUUCAGUCUUUUAGAAGGAUAUUCAACCAUUUUUAUUAUUGGAGAGUUACCAGAAGUGAAGAAUCGUUGUAAUUCUAACAAUAAAAUAUUGGAUAACCCCCUUUCAUUUCUUCCUGAAAUGCUUUCACUAUUAUUAAUGUUACAUGUAAGGAUACCUGGGGUUCUUGUAAAUAUGUGGUGCACCUUAAGAGAUUUAGUUAAUGAAGGAGUUAUUACAAAAGAUCAUGGACUAUCUAUUGCAAAACUUUUAAUUACUCCAGCUAUCCAAAGUUUAGCUACACAAUGCAGAACUGACUUCUUUUACUGGGAAAAGCUUGGUAUUAAUGAGAAUUCUAUUAUGAAUGCUAGAAUAAGUACUUAUUCUAAUUUUGGCUUAAAGGAAUUAACACUUGAUGAUUCAGUUGAAGAGUUUCUUGAUUUUUUGGAUACUGCAACACUUCAUAUUAAUGAUAUUUACUUCUUCUUAUCUGCUUUGGGUCCUUCCCAUGGACAAGCAUUUGUUACUUACAUUCAACAUUCAUUAUUAUCAUGUUCAAAUGAGAAAGAUCCUAUUGGGUGUGUUGUAUUUCUUAGGUUUUCAGAUACACUUAUUGAGGCAACUAAUUCACUUCAAGGUACAAUUUCUAACAUAUUAGAGCUUGCAUGUACUACAUUACCAAAAACUCAGUCUUGUAUUUACCAAAUUACAUUACUACUACAAAAAUCAGCUCAUUUACUUGUUAAUCAUGAGCAUGCUCCUAUAUGGUUAUUAAGUUUAAAAUAUUUGAUCGAAAUAUCUCAACAGUCUAAUUUACUACUUUUAUCAUCAACAUUUGAAGAACUUUGUCAACUUGGUGUUGAUCAUGUUGUAAAUAAUCCAAACUGUGAUCAAAUUUUAUUAGAACUUAGCCAAAGUGUGAUCCAAGUGGUAACUUCCAAGCUUCAAUUUUCUAAUGAUAUUAAUCUUUAUGGCAAUAUUAGUAUGAUUGACGAGAAUAUUGGUUUUGUUGGAGGUUAUGUUCACAUUCUUUGUUACACUAUGAUUAAAAAUAAUCAAUCUAUUCAAGUAUUAGCUGAAGCUUUAAAAAGUUUUCUGUAUCAUAUGAUCCAUUCUACUAUUGAACAGAUACCUCAAGUUUAUAGUAAUACAUCAUUUUCUAAUUCUAUUGAUAUUGGUGUAGUACCACAAUGUUGUUGGAUUUGGUCAAUAUAUGUAUUUUUAAAGAUUCUCAAAUCAUUUACAUUUUGUAUUGAAAAUAACAAUUAUGGAAAUAUUUGUGGGUUUGGAUUAGAGUAUGGAGGAGGUUCUCCAAAAAUGGGAGUUAACCACUUUAUAUUGGGAUCUAAUAAUAAUGGAAUUUGUGGAAAUGUUAAUAAUAGUAAUGUUAAUAAUAGUAAUGGUAAUAACAAUGUUAAUGGUAAUAAUAAUAAUAGUAAUAAUAAUGAUUCUAAUAAUAAUAAUAAUAUUAAUAAUGGUAAUAUUAAUAUUUUUAAUGGUAAUAAUAACAAUGGUGUAAACCAAACAGGUCUUUCAAGCUUAACAAUUAAUUUAACAGUACUAAUUAGAAAUCUAUUCUCUCCACAAGACCAACAGAUGCUUAUUUUGGGGGAGAAACUUAGAUCUCUUUUAUUUAAUUCAUUCAAUCUUAAAAGUGAGUCACAAGGAUAUGGAGUAGUAUUAAUAUCCUCAAUGAUGUAUCAAUAUUCAAGAAAUAUUUCUUUGCAUAACUUAAUGAUUUGCACGAGACGCAGUUUCACUGGUAACGAAAGUUGUUUAUCAUGUCCAAAGGAUGUGAUCGUAUCAAUUUGUUGUCUAAUAUUAAGGAUCAUCUCAUGUACAUGGUCUGCCAACUUUUUAAGUAUGAAUGGUAAUGGAGAUCAUAAUCAUGUAAGUAGUAAUAACACUGAUAUGUGUGGUAAUAAUUUAGGUAAUGUAAGUAAUGAUAGCCAUCAUGUACAUAGUGGAAAUCCAAUUGAAGUAAAUCAAGGGAAUCAAUGGUGUACAUGGGAAUUUACUUAUUCUAACAUAAAACAAAGUUUAUUACAUUUAAAAAAUGAACUUGAAAAUAUAAGUAAUGAUGAAAGAGCUUCAACUUUGAUUGUUAGACAAAGACAUGGAUGUUGUACAAUGAUAUUACAUGAAAUUAUUAAGAGACUUCCUAUAGAAAGCAGAGACAAUUUAGUUAAUAUGAUGCAUAAUGACGGUAUAGAUUCUUUAUUAUAUGAGUUUUGGAUCAAGAAAUUCUGCUCAAUAACAAAUGUGGAGAUUUCAAGAUCAUUUGAGCCAUUCUUUAUGUGGCAAAUAUCGCUACUUGGUAACUGUAAUAAUCCAACUCUAUCAGUUCAGUUAGUUUUAUCAUCUCAAUAUUUGGCUUCAAGUUUGGAUAUGGCAGUUAGAUCCCUUCAAUUUAAUGACAAAUAUUUAUUGAAUUCAGUACUAAUUUAUUUGACAAGGCUAUCAACCGCAAUACACUCAUUUUCUCAGAUACAUCACAUUUGGAAUGAACAACUUGGUAGAUUGCUUAUGGUAUUGUUUUCAGUAUAUAAUAACUUUGAGAAGAAUACGCUUUUACAGAUGUGUAAAUUUGUGUCUACUUUGUUGGAAUACUUCCCUAAUAACUUUUUUAUGACACUUAAUGGGAUGUUUUCACCAGACUUUAGUAGAAUUCAUCCUGAGAUUGGGUUUAAUCCUUUUAAGGAUACAAACCAACAACAACAGAACAUGAUUAUUAUUUGCUUUAAGAGUUUGAAAGGUGGUCCAAGGUUAAGACAAUUUCUAUUAGAGAUUUCUAAUGUAACUAAUGGUAUAUCCAGUAUGGAUGAUUGUCUUAAAAAGUUUGAAGUUUUACUCAAUUAUAACAACCUAAACAAUACGGUGAAUGUUGGUACCAGAAGUGUUAAUAGUAAUGGUGGAGCUUCUGGUAGUAAUGGUAACCCUAUAAUUAUUUCAUAA
Molecule: messenger RNA, 4191 nt
Organism: Cryptosporidium ubiquitum
Lineage: Eukaryota; Apicomplexa; Conoidasida; Eucoccidiorida; Cryptosporidiidae
Exons: 1
Coding region: 1-4191 (1396 amino acids)
Biological process (GO): intracellular protein transport
Molecular function (GO): small GTPase binding
Source: RefSeq, a predicted model, not a curated record